Molecule: messenger RNA, 1686 nt
Organism: Fraxinus pennsylvanica
Lineage: Eukaryota; Viridiplantae; Streptophyta; Magnoliopsida; Lamiales; Oleaceae
Source: the annotation of a GenBank genome assembly
AUGAAAGUUUUCAUCUCACAUCUCAUCGGGUUUCUUCUUCUCGGAAUUGUACUGCCGACUGAUGCUUUGGAACGUCGCUAUAAGUAUGUGUUGAGAGAGACUCCAUACACAAGGCUUUGCACCAAUAAGACUAUCUUAACGAUAAACGGGCAAUUUCCAGGACCAACUAUAUAUGCCACUAAAGGUGAAACGAUCAUUGUUGAUGUUUAUAACCGAGCAAAUGCAAACAUCACUAUUCACUGGCAUGGAGUGAAAAUGCCGAGGUAUCCAUGGUCAGAUGGUCCUGAGUACGUCACACAAUGCCCAAUUCGACCUGGAACAAAGUUUAGCCAAAGGAUCGUGCUUUCAGAUGAGGAAGGAACUUUAUGGUGGCACGCUCAUAGUGAGUGGUCACGGGCAACUGUUUAUGGUGCAAUCGUUAUUUAUCCAAAGAAGAAAAACGACUAUCCCUUCCCCAAGCCUCAUGCAGAACAACUCAUCAUUCUAGGAGAGUGGUGGAAAAGUGACGUGGAAGAGGUUCUUAGUGAAUUCCUGGCAAGUGGAGGGGAUCCAAAUAAUUCCGAUGCGUUCCUUAUAAAUGGCCAACCUGGGGAUCUAUAUCCAUGCUCAAGAUCAGAUACAUUCAAGUUGACAGUGGACUAUGGAAAGACUUAUUUGCUCAGAAUGGUUAAUGCUGUCAUGAACAACAUUAUGUUCUUUAAAAUUGCAAACCACAAUAUAACUGUUGUUGGAUCAGAUGCGAGCUAUACUAAGCCCAUAAAUAGUGAUUAUAUUACCAUCUCUCCUGGCCAAACCAUUGAUUUUUUGUUAAAAGCUAACCAGAAACCUGGCCAUUACUACAUGGCUUCAAGGGUUUAUGCCAGUGCAGGCAUUUAUGACAACACGACUACAACAGCUAUUGUUAAGUAUCGAGGAAAAUAUACUCCACCAGCAUCGCUAUUAAUCCCAACUUUUCCUGAUUUCAAUGAUACGAGUGCUUCAGUUAAUUUCACAGGACAACUCAAAAGUUUAGCAACUAAGAAAUAUCCUGUUGAUGUUCCUUUAAAUGUGAAAACUAAAUUAUUCUUCACCCUUUCCAUCAAUACAAUCCCUUGCGCCAAUAGUUCAUGUGAGGGACCUUUCAACAACCGUCUUUCAGCAAGUGUGAAUAACAUAACCUUUCAGCUGCCUAGAAUCGACAUUCUUCAAGCUUAUUACGAGCAUAUCAAAGAUGUUUAUGAAAAUGACUUUCCGAAAAAUCCACCAUUUCAAUUCAAUUAUACUCAAGAUUUUGUCCCUCAAGACCUGUGGACGCCUCAAAAUGGGACAGAUGUAGUAGUUCUUGACUACAAUUCCACGGUGGAGCUUGUCUUCCAAGGAACAAACACAGUUGCAGGGAUAGAUCAUCCCAUGCACUUACAUGGACAUAGCUUUUACGUAGUUGGAUGGGGAAUGGGAAACUUUGAUAAAGAUGAAGACCCUAAACAUUAUAAUCUCGCAGACCCUCCUCUAAUGGAAACAAUUGCAGUUCCAAGAAACGGUUGGACAGCAAUCAGAUUCAAGGCAAAUAAUCCUGGAGUCUGGUUGAUGCAUUGCCAUUUUGAGCGUCAUAUAAGUUGGGGAAUGGGAAUGGUAUUCAUUGUUAAAAAUGGCAAGAGCCGAGAUGCUAAAUUGCUGCGUCCGCCUCCAGACAUGCCAAAGUGUUAA